AUGGCAAUAUACGGCCAACAUGGGGAUCCUAGUAUAACUUUUAGUGCUUUGUUAGGGGACGAUUUUAGUGUGAGGCGUGGGAGUAAGAAGGGCCAAGCCUUAAAACCCCCGGGCAUCAUGCAUAUCCCGGAAAUUCAUGGAGUACAGUAG
This is a messenger RNA of Sclerotinia sclerotiorum 1980 UF-70, 150 nucleotides long. RefSeq lists its product with no specific name. The coding region runs from base 1 to 150 and encodes 49 amino acids. The transcript has a single exon. Lineage: Eukaryota; Fungi; Ascomycota; Leotiomycetes; Helotiales; Sclerotiniaceae. The record is from RefSeq and is a predicted model, not a curated record.